Messenger RNA from Sarcophilus harrisii (Tasmanian devil), 8100 nucleotides. It is a transcript of the gene ADAP1, whose product is annotated as ArfGAP with dual PH domains 1. Gene Ontology annotation, biological process: positive regulation of GTPase activity. Lineage: Eukaryota; Metazoa; Chordata; Mammalia; Dasyuromorphia; Dasyuridae. Gene Ontology annotation, molecular function: phosphatidylinositol bisphosphate binding; GTPase activator activity. Bases 80 to 1204 code for a protein of 374 amino acids. Gene Ontology annotation, cellular component: plasma membrane; intracellular membrane-bounded organelle. The transcript is spliced from 11 exons. The record is from RefSeq and is a predicted model, not a curated record.
AGCAAGGAGCAGCAGCAGCAGCAGCAGCACCACAGACAGCAGGAGACGCGGGGAGCGAGCGCCGGGCUCAGCACCACCCAUGGCGAAAGAGAAGAAGAGGGCUCUGCUAGAGCUCCUUCACCGAGACGGCAACCAGCUGUGCGCGGACUGCGGGGCACCUGAUCCUGACUGGGCCUCCUACACCCUUGGAGUAUUCAUCUGCCUGAGCUGCUCAGGAAUACACCGCAACAUCCCCAAUGUCAGCAAAGUGAAAUCAGUCCGUUUAGAUGCUUGGGAUGAAGCACAAAUAGAGUUUAUGGCCUGCAAUGGAAAUCACGCAGGAAGAGCCAAGUAUGAAUCGAAAAUGCCCUCAUUUUACUACAAGCCAACAUUUUCCGACUGUCAACUCCUCCGAGAGCAGUGGAUCCGAGCCAAGUAUGAAAGGAAGGAAUUCAUUUACACGGAAAAGCAAGAACCCUAUUCUGCAGGAUACCGAGAAGGAUUUCUUUGGAAGCGAGGUCGAGACAACGGACAGUUCUUAAGCAGGAAGUUUGUAUUGACCGAACGAGAGGGGGCACUGAAAUAUUUCAACAAAAAUGACGCAAAAGAGCCCAAAGCGAUUAUGAAGAUUGAACAUUUAAAUGCCACCUUCCAGCCAGCCAAAAUUGGAAAUCCUCAUGGCCUCCAGAUAACUUACCUGAAAGAUAACAGCACCAGGAAUAUUUUUGUAUAUCAUGAAGAUGGCAAGGAAAUUGUGGACUGGUUCAAUGCUAUCCGGGCAGCUCGAUUUCAUUACUUACAAGUGGCAUUCCCUGGGGCCAGCGAUAUUGAUCUCGUGCCAAAGCUAUCCAGAAACUAUCUGAAGGAAGGCUACAUGGAGAAAACGGGACCAAAGCAAACUGAAGGCUUCAAGAAACGCUGGUUCACCAUGGAUGACAGGCGGCUCAUGUAUUUCAAAGACCCUCUGGAUGCCUUUGCCAGAGGGGAGGUUUUCAUUGGCAGUAAGGAAAACAGCUACACGGUUCUUGAGGGCCUUCCUCCUUCCACCCAGGGCCAUCACUGGCAGCACGGUAUCACCAUUGUCACCCCAGACCGAAAGUUCCUCUUUGCCUGUGAGACAGAAAGUGACCAGCGGGAAUGGAUCGCAGCCUUUCAGAAAGUGAUUAAUAGGCCAAUGCUGCCUCAAGAGUAUGCAGUGGAAGCCCAUUUCAAACAUAAACCUUAAAGAGAGAUUGACUGUGAGGGAUCCAAGGACACAAGAUUCUGUUUACAGAACGACCUGGUUUUAUUUGACAUGUAAAAAGCAAAGAGGAAAAACAAAAAGACAAGCAUCCACCUAAUCAUGUUGGACACCAACAUGGGAAUGGGUUGGUGGCGAAGGCAGAGGCCAGAAGACUGAGAAAAGAAAAUGGAGCAACCUUUUCUCCCUGGAAUUACCUCCCCUGUUGCCAUGGGGCCUGAUUUUUGCAAGCAUCUGCUGUUUCCAGUGGCUACGUUUUCAUUCACAACCAUUGUGUAUGCCUCACUACAUUAGAAAGGGGAUCCUGACUGGCAGCCUCACUGCUCUGAAUCCACUUUGAGGAGGGGGGGGGAGGGAGGAAUCUGAACCCAAGGCUUGGGGCUGCCCCUGGGCCUUGGAACCCAGUUUUGGUCCCAUGUUCUAUCCCUGCCAUUAGACUCAAGUUUCACUUCAUGGCAGUGACUGUGAGGGGCUUCUGGAUGAAAGGUCUGUUUAUCAGAAACCUAGCUAAGUGGGAGUUCAACCUAAUGCUGGGUGGGGAGCCUGGGGAAUUGAGCCUUAGGGGUUGACCACAAUUCUUGGGAAGUCCCUCCCCUCCAUUGGCAAAAGGCAGCUUGCUUGCUUCCUAUUUGGGGCUGUGUGAAUGCCCUCAAAGAUCAGAUUUAUUUUAGCACAGCCCCAGAGAGAAUUUUAGAAAUGAAUUUUGCAUAUGUUCUAGUCAUGGUGAAUGAUGGGGAUGUUUAUGUGCCAAGAAGUGGAGAUAAACAUGGCAGUUGUCCUACCACAGGAAAAAGGUCUAGGGGACACCUAGGAAGUCCAGGCUGGUUUUCAUAAAGGUAGAUUCCAAGAUGGUGUAAAAAUAGAGAAAUUAUGGGAAAUACAGGAAUCUGGUGUACAAUGGGCGUCUAAGGCACCACCUCUCUUGUCAGUCUGCAGCCAAGAAUUAGAAGACUAAAGGAAAAAAACAAUUUUUGAGGUAUUUGUGUGCUUUUUAAAUCAUGCACACCUACAUCUGUGCUGGUGGCUCUACCUGUGCGGUUAUCUUUGUUUUCACUUGUUCUUCAUCUCUUCAAGGAAGAAAGAAAGAAAGAAAGAAAGAAAGAAAGAAAGAAAGAAAGAAAGAAAGAAAGAAAGAAAGAAAGAAAGAAAGGAAGGAAGGAAGGAAGAAAGGAAGGAAGAAAAAGAAGGAAGAAAGGAAGGAAAGAAAGAAGGAAGGAAGGAAAGAAGGAAGGAAGAAGGAAAGGGAAAGGGAAAGGAAAAGGAAAAGAAAAGAAUCUAAUAGGAUAGGUGAUGCUGGAAUUCCCAGGCUACACCUCCUGCUGUAUUUGCAUGUCUGUGAUCGAGCCAGUACCUCAUGCACCAAGACAGAGAAUUGGUAGGAAAACAGACGUUUAGGAGACCAUUGAACAAUUAUCUCACUCCCUACAGCCAGCCUUAAGUCCCUGUGUUUGUGGAUUUUCAGAACCCUCCAUAGGUAUGGUGUGGACAUCGAUGAAGAUGAAAGCUUCCAAGAUGAGAAGUCCUCAAAGCUCAGAACAGAUUGGACUAAUCUUCCCUGGCUGCCCACCCCCUUUUUUUCCACUUGCUCCAAUCUCUUCACCCAUCCUCACUUGACCAAUAAUUAGUAGAUGUUCUAUACCUCGGGAGGGACUACUUGGUGCUUUGGGGAAGUCACCAUUCUGCUGAUCAAUUUGGGAAAAGAUGGUUGAAAGUUGGCCAGGAUUUAGAACCUCAAUAAGGACUAUAUAGACAGUGGACCCAGAAUAAGUGAAUCUUCGUUUUUGCUCAGUUAGUGUCAAUGUGUCAAUAGACACAGAGAGAUGACAGGAUUCACCCAGAAGCUUCAUUGGAUUUUACAAAAGUAGUUUUUGACUUUCAUACAUGUAUUCAUUCCUAUAAUUUAAUCUUGCUGUUCUCCAAGGGAGAAUUUCCUUCUUCCCCAUGCACUCCAUUUUCUACUAUCUUAAUUCAUAAAUUUCCAGUUUCUCAGCAAAACCUCAUUCCCUAGGCCCCAGUUAAGCUAGGGAUCUAUUGACAACAGCAAAGCUCUAUUUUCUUCCCCAACUCAGCAUAGACCCUGUUAACUCGGCGUUCCACGGACCUCCCUGACUUGCCUCCACCUCUUUGAUUUGUCUCCUGACCACAGAGCCCAUCCCAGGGAAGGGGAGAAAUCAUUUAUCUAAAUCAGUCAAAAAUGACUCGCAGUGAGUGGGAUACCCUUUCUCUUAGUAACCCUAACCCUGGACUCUAAUAUCUGUGGUGCCCCAGUGACAGGCAUAUGUUCCGAUCUGAAUUGCAGAGCUGAAUUCAAGGAAAAAGAUGUUGUGCUUUCCAAACUAUGGAAAUACCCACAGUUGUCUUUGCUAUCCUUGACUUGCUCCAGCAUUUAGCACAGUGCCUGGCACAUAGUAGGCGCUUAAUAAAUGUUUAUUGAUUGAUUCAUUGAUUUAACUAGACCCAGCUGUUAGUUUUAUCAGUUGUGGCAAAUCCAUCUGCCCUCUACCAUGUUUUUCAUAGACUGCGCCAUCCAAACAGACUACAGUUCCCAGCAUGUCCUGCCCCCAUUUUUUUGGCUACAGACCCUUGUGUCUUUUACUAUAACUGGCUGUGACUCCUUUUGGCAAAGGGAGGGGCUUCUUCAUAAGUUGCCUCUGUAUUCCUGUUGAAUAGAGAAGAAUUUUUCCUUUUUUCUGCUAAUAGAACUUAUUUAUCCAGCUGAUCGACAGUUGGCUUUGAGUUGAUCUUUGCUUUUGGAGAAUGGAUUUUGAGUGGAACUGAGUGGAAAGAGGUAUGAAACCAGAUCCAUGGAGACAGCUUAUAGCUUCUUCCCUUCAUGAACUCUACAAUGAAAAGCCAGCUGGUCCUUAAUAGAUAGCUUACCUUCAUUCAAGAAAUAUUUAUCGAGGACCUAUUAGGAACAUGGGCUCAGUGCUAAAGAAAGGAUCCAGAGUAGCUGUGGGUGCUAUUUACUGGUAGACUUUUGACUAUUUAAAAAAAAAAAACACUUUGGUCAUGGCAGACCCAAGGCCUGUUCAGAAAAAGUGAGUGAGUAUGGGGAUAAUUUGGGGGGAUAGUCAGCUGGCCAAGGCUCAUCUCUCUGCCCUUUUGGGAAAGAGGCACACAUAACUUUUCCACUCAGUUUAAUCUAGAGCCCAAGGUCGGUAUUUUUUUUCCUGGCAGGCCAGUAAUGCUGAUUUUUUUUAAUUUAUUUUAUUCUGUAUAUAUUUUAGAGAGUGUAGCAUGAGGAGAGGAUGAACUGGUAAAAAUACAUCAUGUAUAUGUGUACAAACACAAGCAACUUGCUAUGAUCUUGUCCUCAAAUUCCAUAUCUUCUUGUUGUAAAUGCCUUAUAACAAGGUCUUUUUGGUACUUUUGUAACUAAAGCUCCAUGGAUGGGGUUUCAAAUGGAUUAAUGAAGAGUGCAUUGGACUCAGGAGUCAGGAAACCUGGGUCUAGCCCCAGCUCAGCUGCUGUGAGGACCUCAGGCAAGUCAGUUCAUGUCUCUGGGCCUCGGUUUCCCUUUUUAUAAAUUGAAGAGGUGGGACUGAUCUAUAAGGUCCCAUCCCACCUCUACCAAGCUAGAAUACUAUAUUGGGGCCCCAGUAUGGGGGUACGUAUAUACAUAGGUGCAUUAGGUGCUGGUCACUGGCACUGAUCAGCAAGGCUGGUUUAACCCUUGCUGCUUCUAAGUUUGGCAGAGAACCAAACUGACUCAGUAUUAUGGGGAAACUUUGCUCCCAAUUCCACCCUGCAGUGUGACUUGGUCAGAACAACAAGCCUUGGACUGACUUUCCCAGCCUCACUGCCCCCUUGUUUGCCAAUCUGAGGUCUGUGAGACUGGUCCUGUCUUUUGCUUGUCCUCCACCACUGGCCUCUUUGUGCCCAAACUGUGAUACCAGCUGUUUGAAGGGGCACCGCCAGUCUCUGAUGGACACAAUCAAAUAAUUUUUGGUGGGAACCAUCUUGGAGUUGCCCAUUGUGGGCACGUCUCCCGAGAUGCUGAGGGUUAGGAGCAAAUGGGCCUUGUACAGAGCAUGUUGGAAUUUUUAUCACUUAAAAAAAAAGCAAAUAAAUGAGACCCGUCCGUUUGACUUUGGCAGUAGGGAGGGAAACAAGACAUCUUCCAUAUGAAAUGCAUUUCUUGGGUUAAUGUUUGUAAUCAAGAAAGCAUUUAUUAAGCACUUAUAUUCCAGGUACUAUGCUAAGUGCUGAGGAUUCAGAUACAAAACAAAAAACAGGAUAGUCCCUGAGUCCCCAAAGUUUAUGCUCUACUUGGGGGGGAAGGGGAAUGGGAAGGCAGAAUUGGUUGGCAGAUAACAUUACUACAAGAGCAGUCAGCAAAGAAGGAAGUUUAAAUGGAGUCUUAGAGCAAUAAGGAGAAAUGUGGGUAGGCUAGGCAAAUGGCAAGAUGCCUACUCUAACCAAGCCCCGGUGUAUGACUGAAUGGGACAAAGCCUGAUUCUGGGGCUGGGCAGGUGGUGAGGAAGUUCUCAGUCAUCCAUCAGUGUGUUUCUCCCCCAAGUCAGUGCCCAAACUAAGUGGAUUGACUGGGUGGUGGAGGAGACCUGGGGAAGCCAAGGCAAUCUGGCUGUUUCUGCCGGCCAUGUCCCUGUGGAUGGCAAGUUUGUGAACAAGAUGAACCUGGAGAGGUUCUUGCCACGGGUCCCCAUGGCUGGCUAAGGCCAUUUUGAAGUCUAGAAGGCUGCCCCAGGGGCUUUAGGAAAUGGAGUGGUUCUCUAAGAGUGGCAGAAUCCUCCAUGAUCAUCUGCCCUCAGGACACACACCCCUUCAACUCACCAAGACCAUUACCCUUCCCUUUGCCACCCUGCUUAGGGCUAGCCCCUGCAGCAUGUCUUCUACCGAUGCAGGCCUCAGACACCUGGUUCCAAACCUGCUUGAGGCUAAGCAGAUGGGCAGUGUCCGACAGACAGGCUUGUGGAAAAGCCAGGUUGAACCAUUCUUCCCCAGGCCAGGCCGGGAUAGGCUUGUCUGGCUGUUGAGGGGCUGAGCUGCACCUCCUUUCUGUGGCCUCUGGGGUGCUGUGGGACCUCUCAUGCUGCUGCCUAUUGCUGUUGCUGCUGCUGCUGACUGCGGCCAGGACCCUCCCUCCAAUGGCAGCACCAUCUUGUAUAAAUUUGUUAUGUCACUGAUAAUAAAAUCAUGGUACUAAAUGUUGUUAAAAUCAAUAAAUUAUGUCCGAUCAAUGAAGCAAGCAACACUGCAUUCAGUCUGGCAGAGGUGGGGAAAGUGAUCCCCAAAUAUCGGAGCCGGGAACAGCUACAGGAGGCUGGCUUUUUUGUAUCACUCACACAAAGGAACCAUAAAAAUGUCAAUCUGGAUGUGACAACCUUAGGAAUCAUGUAGAUGAGGGGUGUCAAACACUAAGUCAGCCUCCUUUUGAGUUGGCCCAAACUAAAAUAAAAUAUAAUUGAGAUAUUUAACAAAAUAAAAAAUAAUCAUUAUAGCACUUACUAUAUGCCAAGCACUAAGCUAAUACUCAUUUUAUUUGAUCCUCACAAAAACCCAGGAAGGUUAGUGUUAUUAUAUUUUACAGGUUAUUCCUAUUUUACAGAUGAGGAAACCGACUUGCCCAGGAUCACACAGUAAGUAUCUGAGGCUAGAGGACCCUUACUCUAGAAUCAGUGCUCUGUCUAUUCUGCCAUAAGGUUAAUAUGUUCUUGGUUGAUAUAUGAUCCUCAGGGAUCAUAUGUACAAUUUAGCAGCUCCUGUUUCUAUCUGAGUUUGACAUCAAUGAGUUAGAGCAUUGUUUGGGGAUCUGGGGGAAAAAAAACAAUAGUUUGUUAGAGUUUGGACUAGACCCCCAGUCUUCAACCAAAUCAUCAUGGACCUCUCCUUUUUAAUGGUUCUUUUUCCUCUUUCCUGCCCCACCGGCCUAUGUGCAGCUUUUCCUCCGUAGAUUUAUGUAAUUGGCUGAGUGCAAUGACAUGCUGUUUGCAGGCCUGAGUUUUUUCCUAUUCUGUGAGCUAUUUUGAGCACCGGUGCUAGGAAACUUAAUUCACUUCACUCCGAUGGGGCGAGGGGUGGGGGAGGAGGAGGAAGGUGGGGAGUUUAGAUGCUUGCUUUGAAAGCUCUCCAGCUCUCCUCUCUGCUUCCUAACAGAUGGCUGCAAACUGUGGUGUGUUAAAUUUAUCGAGAUAACUGCAGUAUUCGUGUGGAGGAGGAAAAUCACUUGAGAUUUUUUUUUUUUAGAAAAGACAAAGAUCCUUUUCAAAGGUCAAGGUAAUGUCAGUCAAUCAGAGAAUUAGAGAUUUAGAACAGAAAGGGACCUUAGGGGCCUUCUAGUCUAACCUCCUUCAUUUUUCAGAUGAAGAAACUGAGGCAGAAUGAUUUAAGUGACUUGCACAGGGUCACACGGCUAGUGAGUAUCUAAGGCUAGAUUUGAACAUAACAAUAGACUAAUUCCAGUACCUCAUCCUCUACAUCAAACUGCAUCUUCAUCCACAAAUAUUUAUUAACACUUACUGGGAGCUGGUACACAGAGUUAAACAAUCCACCCUCAAGGAGUUUAAAUUUUAAUAAAAUUGCAUAUACAGAUAAGUAUAUAAAAUAGAUUUUUAAAUGAUUAUAGAUUCAUUUGGAAAAGCCAAAUUCAUCCUCUGCUUCCAAGCUGUUUUUUUUCUCCCCCUCCCCAUCCUCCUGCAAUUAUUAUUAGCACUGAGUCCACAGACUAGUGCCUGAGGAGCAGAUAUUGUGGGUGGGGAGAAGCCUGGAGGUAUGAUAGCUAGCAGUUCUCCUGACCCAUUUCCAACUGGAUUCUUUGGAGAUUUCCAGAUCCAAUGUACUCAAUGUUGUUUGCAUUAAGGCUGCUCAUAAUAAUUAGUACCCUUGUAUUUUGCUUUUACGGCAGCUAUAUGACACAA